AGUAUAAAAGCCAUCCGCUUCUGCAUUUCAUUCAUGUUAUUUAAUAUAUUGUACGUGUGAUACUUUCUGUGGGAAAGUUUCAUAUAACAUUUAUUCAAGCAUUUAUGUCAAAAUGUUGGCCAUAAAUACGGCGAACGUUAUAAAUUUGUUAAUUACAACGUUUCACAUUGCAAAUCUCGCUGUCACUCCUGUUAAUCAUCGUGAAGUAGAACUCCACGAUGCAAUUUCAAAUUUAAUAAGGGAUUCUCUAAAAGACGAUAUUACGAUUGAAUAUGAUUGGGGACUUGAUUUUGAUGAUCCAUCGGAACCUCAAGCUGUACAGUUUGUAGAUUCGUAUGAUCCUCAUGCUGAAGAAGAUAACUAUGAAAAUGAAGUUUGUAUUGUAGAUGACGAAGGUGGAAGUGUAGAUUUAAAUUAUAAAAGAAAAGCGGUUGAAUAUUGGAACAGUGGAAAAAAAAGACGUUUAUCCGUUUCUGUUGUACAGAAUUGUUUUAGAAAGGUAAAACAUGUUUCGCAAUUGUACAGAUGGCAGGAGUAUAUAAUGCGUGGAGGGACAAACAGAGACAAAUUGAUAUUCAUUGCCGAAUAUGUAUUAAUAAAAUUUCAAGAAACUAUUGAUAGAGGAUCUAUUAUUCAUGACAUCGAUUUGCGAAGGUGGACGCUAGAAGCAAAGGAGCAAGUGAAUUUUGCUACAUUUAAAGCAGGACAUUGGUGGAUAUGGAAUUUUAAAAAAAUUCAUCGCAUCACAUCACGUAAAAUAACGAAAUUUAAAACGCAAUCUAAUUUACAAGCUGAUGCACUGAUACAUCAAAAUGCAGAAGAAUUUGUGACAAAUGUAAAACCACAUAUUGCUAUAACUGGUGAAGGAUCAACUUAUAAUGCAGAUAAAAGCGGUUUUAAUCUAGAAAUACAUUCUAGAAGAACAUUAACUAAUAUGGGAGUAAAGACAGUCGAUUCUACUGUUCAAUCUUUAUCUUCUAUAAGUCAUAGUUAUACUAUUAUGCCAAUUAUAUCUGCGAACGGGUAUCUUCUUUCGCCUCUAUAUAUCUUAAAAGAAACUACUGGGUCGUUUGAACCACGAGUAGAAGAAACUCUUUUUCGACCUGCUAAUGUUUACAUUGCGACUUCAAAAUCCGGAAAGCUCACAACCCAACACUUUACAAAUUGGUUUUUAGAGGUAUAUCUUCCGAAUACUAAAGAGAAAAGUUUGCUGUUGCUAGAUUCAUGGACAGGCCAUUGCCCGGAACAGUUAAUCACCUUUAAAAAAAGGUAAAAAAAGGCGACCA
Molecule: messenger RNA, 1286 nt
Organism: Nylanderia fulva
Lineage: Eukaryota; Metazoa; Arthropoda; Insecta; Hymenoptera; Formicidae
Source: RefSeq, a predicted model, not a curated record